CUUAGGUAUAUGCGAAAUGAUUUGAAUCGCCUUCAGAUCUGGUGCAAAAAUAGGCAGCAUGGUUGUGAAACAAUCUGUUCUUUAGAAGCUAUUGACAGGCACGAAAGAGAGUGUGAAUACAGCCAAAUUCCUUGCUUAAAUGCUGGUUGUACUGUUCAGGUAGAGCGACGCAAUUUGGAUUCUCACUUGGCAGUAUGUGAAUAUCGAAGUCGUGAAUGCCCAAAUGGAUGUGGUUAUGCUAUUCUUAGUGCAGAUGAUGCACAACACAACUGUAUAGCAGAGCUGAGGACUGAAUUAGAAUUACUCCGGUCUGAAAUGAUUUGUAAAGUUGAAGAAGUAAGGCAUGAAAUGGAGUCUCGUUUAGAUUCCCAAAGAAGGCAUAUGGUCCAGAAGGAGAGUCUGCUGCAAAAUGAAAUUGAGGAACUUAAAAGUCAGAUGUCACGUGUGAUGUCAGAUAUGCGGACACUCAUUGCAGAAGAAAGACAACAUCGUCAGGAACUAGAACAAGCAGAACUUGAAAAAAGAGAACUGAUGGAAUUAUUGAAAAGCCUGCAUAAAGAAAACAAGCUUAUCACUGGAGAGGGAAGUAGCAAAAGAAACAAUGGUGGCAGACCUCUAAACCGACUAGAAAGCAUGAAAAGAAAACCUAAAGAAGUCACUAUUAUCUAAGAAAUGCUUACAAGAUUUGCUGAACUUCUCAGAAGAUCUGAUAUCAAGUAUUGCUCUCGGAUUUCUACAAAACAUAUGAAAUUCAGGAUGAUUUUGAGAAACGUUUUCCUAUUAUGCACAGGACAGAUGGCUUGACUGUGCAACUGUUUUUCCUGCCUGUCCAAAAUGUUUCCAACUGGACAGAAACAACACAAACAACAGUCACUGAUUUAUAUUAACUGUCAGUGAUUAGAUCAGUUAUUGUUUGCACUUCAGCCAUAUAACCGUUUAAGAGGUUACCAAUUCUUCUUUAGGCAAAAUGUAAUAAAUCAGAAUUUAAAGAAAUCAGCUACCACACAAACUAAAAGAUAUAAUAUGUUUGAGUUUGAAAUAAAGAGUUACAAAAUCAGUACUUUCUGCAUAGUAGUAAGUCAUACUCUUAAAAGGAUAGUUAAGUACAAAAAAUUUCCUUGCAAAAUGCCAAUCCAAGUAGAAUCUUGAGACAAAAUAAAUAUCAACAUGCUGAAGUCCUCAGUUUCAAACAAUUAUAAUAAAGCAGCAAUUUAAGCUAUGUUUAAGUGUUUAUUCCCAGUAUUAUGAAUGCAAGUCAGAUAGAUGAAAUAAUCUACCUGUCACAGCUGGUGACUAAUAGACUAAGUAUUUCUUUUGCCAUGUACUGUUCUGAGUUUACUGCAGAUUAUCUUUCCAGUGCCACACUAAUGUCUUAGGUGGGGAUCACAUUUCAAUCCAUUACUUGACAUUGAGCAGGAUGAUAAAUUUAUGUGAAAAACAAAGUCUUGGCUUCCUUUGCAUAAACCCCUCUACUUCCAAGUCUAAAUGUACACAGAUAGGCAAUCCACUUUUUUACCACAUUGGAGCAUUCCAGUAAUUUCAUGACCAGGAAACUUUAUGGAAAUACUGUCCAACACUUGUGUUCAAAUUUGUUCGGUUUUGCAAGGAACAAUAAAGAAUUGACACUAAUGUCAACCUCAGCUACAGAGGUAAUGGUAGUCUUUAAUUGAGCUUAGAAUUAGUCAGAUGUCAGUUUGUCUUUUUCUUGAAGUUGACAACCCUGACCCUACAAUACUGCUACAGGUGUCCAUGUUGGUAUUAUGUUUCCCAUUCUUGCACAAUUUCAGGUCAGUUUCGCACAUAUUCGACAAAUCCAGAGUCUUACACACACAAUAUGCUAAGUCAGUUGCCUUGGCAUUUCCACACCCAGGAACUGCAAUAUAGGUACACAACUAUUUCUGACUGAAAUUACACUUGUUCCUCACCGUUAGAAGAAUUCAAACUUCAAUGAAAAUUUAUGUUAAUGAAUUUGAAAAUACACUGCAUGAAAUGUUCAAGCAUAAAGCAUUGAACCAUAAUCUGGUUUCAUACAACAAAACAAUCCUAAGCAAACCAAAUUUCACCUCAAAUUCUCAGCACUCUGUGAUUUUAAAAAUUGUGUAAGAGACCGCCCCCCCCCUCCAAUCAAAAUGCUAACUUUGUUAUGACCCCAGACUGACAGCCAACUCCAAAUUAUGACUUUUUAUUUUCAAAAGUAAACAAAAAGUGAGUUGCAAGAAACUUACAAAGAGAAUAAAGCCACAAGAUUCCAUAGUUUUAAGCAAACAAGACCACUACAUAAGUUGUCAUACAAUCUAUGAUACAUAUGCAACUUAUUUCUGUCAUUGAAUAUCCCACAGCGCAAUCAAGUAUGACCAAGACAGAUCCCAUGGAUUUUUCAGUAACUUUCCACAAACAUUAAUGACAGGGUGGAGUAUCAAAUCUGAUUAAAUUUCACACGGUAAGUCAGUUCACUUCACUUUUACUGAUUUAACCUUAAACUCUCUCAAGUGCUGUGAUGUCAUACACUGCCUCAACAAAUGAUCCAGGUCCAUUCAUUUACCUUUGUUUCCUGGGUCUAUUCCCCUCUCGACACCAAAAACUGUCCUCCAAACACUUACUCUCCCACAACUCCAGCUUUUCACCAAUGUCCAUUUUAGAGUCUCACCGCAGUUGCCUUUCAACAAUACAGCUCAACAAAUAAUUUCUGCAUGACAAUGAGUUGUAGGAACAGAAGUAGGCCAUUUAGCCCAUCAAUUUAGCUCCACCAUUUAAAUGAGAUUAUGACUUUCCUGCCUUUUUUCCCCCAUAACCUAUGAUUCCCUUACUGAUUUAAAAAAAACUCAGCCUUGAAUAUAGUUAAUGACCCUGCCUUGACAGCCAUUUCCAGUAAGGAAUUCCACAGAUUCACUAUCCUAUGAAAAAACAAAUUCCUCUUCAUUUCUGUAUUAAAUGGGCAAGUCCUUAUUCUGAGAUUACGCCCGCUGAUCCUAAACAUUAUCAGAAGAGGAAACAACCUUUCCACAUCUAUUCUGUCAAGUCUUCAAAGAAUCUUGUAUACUUAAGUAAGAUCACCUCUCAUUCUUCUAAAUUCCAAUGAGUACCAGUCCAAUCUACUCAACCUCUCAGAAGACUUCAUACUCAGGAUUAGCAAUAGUGUACAUUCUUUGCAUUGCUUCCAAUAUCUUUACUUAGAUUAGGGACCCAAAUCCGUUCCAACUGUUGUUUAACUAAAGCCUAGUAUAGUUUUAGCAGGACUUCUCUACUUUUAUACUCCAUUCCUUUUGAAAAAAGGCAAAGAUUACAUUUGCCUUCCUUACUAUUGAAUGAAACUGAGGAAGUGGUGAAUGUUGGUACAAUUACAAUGUUUAAAAGACAUUUGGAUAAGUACACGAAUAGGAAUGGUUUGGGCGGAUAUGGACCAGGAGCAAGCAGGGGGGACUAGUUCAGUUUGGGAUUAUGUUUGGCAUGAACUGGUUGGACCAAAGGGUCUGUUUCUGUUCUGUAUGACUCUAUGACUCCUUAAUCGCUAUGUGAUGUAGCUUUCUUCAUUUAAAUAAAAUGCAGCUGCUGUAGUCUUCCACCAAUGCAUGACCUUUCAUUUUCCCAUUCCAUCCUCCAUCAUUUUGCCCACUCGCAUAACCUGUCUCUUUCCUUCUGCAGAAUAUUUGAGUCAUCCUUACCAUUUGCCUUCCGACUUAUUUUUGUGCCAUCCACAAACUUUGGCUAUAGUACAUUCACUUUCCUCAUCCAAAUGAUUGACGUAUGUUAAAAAUCAUUGUGGUCCAAGCACUGACCUCUGUGCCAUACCACUUGUUACAGUUGUCAUCUUGAAACUGCUCCACUUAUCCCAACUCAUACUUCUACUAGUUAGCCAAUCCUCUACUUAUAUUAAUAUAUUUCCUCCAACAUCAUGGGUGUUUAAAUAACCAAACCUGUGGUUCAUUAUCAAAAGCCUUCUAUAAAUCCAAAUAUAUACACUGCCUUCACUUUAUCUAUUCUUCUACCUCAAGAAAUUGUAAUAAAUCUGUCAAGAGCCAUGCCUCCUUGAUCAUAUUAUGUAUUUCACUCCUUUAUAAUAAGACUGUUAACAUUUUCCCAGUAACAGAUGUUAAGCUAACUGGCCUAUAGUUACCUUUUUUUUGUUUUCUUUGUUAAAUAUAUUUUUUUAACCUAAGAAUUUCUGGAUGAUCGCUCACAGUGCGUCCACUAUCUCUGUUGCUAACUCUUAAAAUCCAGGAUACAUCCCACCAGUUCCAGGGGAUUUAUCAGUCUUUAGCCCCAUUAGGUUUUCUAGCACUUUUUCUCUAGUGGUGGUUAUUGAAUUUAUUUCCUCUCCUUUUGUCCCUUGAUUACUUAGUAACUUUGGAAUGUCUUUUAUCAUGAAGAGUGAUGCAAAAUAUUUAUUCAAAUCCUCUGCCAUUUUCUGAUUCCCCAUUAUUUCCCAGACUUAUUCUUGCAGGAGCAUAAAAAGCUAGCAAUCAAGUUCAUUGGGUAAUAGGGAAGGCAAAUGGAAUCUUUGGCCCGUUUCUAUAUUUAAAGGAAAUCUUAUCGUCCAUCUGAAUAUUAAUUGCAAGUUUAUUGUCAAAGUUUAUCUACUCCUUUAUUAUUAUUUUGGUCAUUCUUGCUCGAUUUUAAAACUUUUACAACCCUCUGGCUUACCACCAAUCCUUGCUAUAUUACAUAUCUUUCUUAUUUGAUGUUAUCUUAACUUUUAGCCAUGGUUGGCUUGUCUCUUUCUUAGAAUCCUUGCCUUUCUCUCUCUCCUGGGACUUUCGUGAGCUCUAGCUACAGAACUAUUCAACUGCUGUCACUAGAUCCACAACUACACAGUCUUUAUGCAGUUCACCUUGUGGUUCCCUGCCACAAGGCUAAAAAUCAGUGCUUGUAACAUGGAGAGUUAAUCUCUUAAGUCUCAUAAUUCACUGACCUUCAGUCCCCGUCUUUUGAACUGUUCUUCUAUGAUCCCUAAAAUGUCCUGAAUGACCUACGAAAAAAUUUGCAA
This is a messenger RNA of Rhincodon typus (whale shark), 4984 nucleotides long. It is a transcript of the gene rnf41l, whose product is annotated as ring finger protein 41, like. NCBI's taxonomy places the organism in Eukaryota, Metazoa, Chordata, Chondrichthyes, Orectolobiformes, Rhincodontidae. The transcript is spliced from 5 exons. Gene Ontology annotation, molecular function: zinc ion binding. The annotation marks the transcript as partial. The record is from RefSeq and is a predicted model, not a curated record.